Xenopus laevis (African clawed frog) is the source of this 4253-nucleotide messenger RNA. It is a transcript of the gene tshz2.S, whose product is annotated as teashirt zinc finger homeobox 2 S homeolog. The transcript is spliced from 2 exons. Gene Ontology annotation, cellular component: nucleus. Bases 752 to 3832 code for a protein of 1026 amino acids. Gene Ontology annotation, molecular function: DNA binding; DNA-binding transcription factor activity, RNA polymerase II-specific. NCBI's taxonomy places the organism in Eukaryota, Metazoa, Chordata, Amphibia, Anura, Pipidae. Gene Ontology annotation, biological process: regulation of transcription by RNA polymerase II; regulation of gene expression. The record is from RefSeq and is a predicted model, not a curated record.
GUUGCAGCUGAGUUACCCCUGUGCCCCAGUGGUCGGGCUGAGGGGUCGGAGAGAGGGAGCUGCUCCUCGCUGUGGCCUCCCGCGUGUAACUCACUCACUGACUCUCCUGUAUGAUCUGCCUGAAGUCAUUUCUCUCUGUCAUCAGGUCGGGGAGGAGGAGGAGGAGUUCUGCUAAUACUCAGUUUGUUCACUAGAUCCCUGGCUGCCUGGCAUCGCCUCUCCCUGCCCGUCUCAAUUGAAGAGGCUUCUCCCCAACUGCCAGCAGCUUCCCCCCUGCCUGACAGCUGCACUUCCUUCCAGCCCUGCUGCACCCCCGUCCGACCCUCUCCCCCCCGACCCAGGAGAGGGGGGGUCUCACCCAGCUGCAUCCCCCCCCUCUCUCUCUCCUUCACUCUCUCCCAUUCUCUGCAAUUAGUCCUCUUUUAUUUUUUCUCUCCCCCUUUUUUCUGCAUUAUUCUUCAUCCCCCCCUUUUGUGUUUUUUUUUUUUCUGAUCUCCUUGAGAUCUUGGAUGGGAAUCAGGAAAUUUAGGAGCUUUGCGAGAUCCAUUCAAGAAAAGAGAAGAAGGAGGAGGAGGGAGAUCUAAGCCAAAUAGGAAGAAGCAGCAGAACAAACCCCAGGCAUUUUUAUUCUUCUUCUUAUUUGUGAUUUUUUUUCUUUUUUCGUGAUCUGGAUUGAAGAGGGAAAAAAAAAACCCCAUCAAUAUUAAAAAUUAAAAGGCUUUGGGAGAAGGCGGCGUGGACUGGAGGAGAGAUGCCCAGGAGGAAACAGCAGGCACCAAAACGGGCAGCAGGCUAUUUUCAGGAUGAAGAGGAUUUAAAAGGUGAUGAAAUGAAGGACGAUGACGAGGAAGAUGAUGACAGCAAUUCCACGGCUCAACAACAAGACAGCAUUUAUUCACCUACUGACGAAGAGCAGGAGAUAGGCGGGGAACUUAAGAGGAGUUUGGGCUACCAGAGUUCCCCAGGAAGUCAUCUAUGCAACCAAGAUGGGGAAAGUGAGUCUCUGGUCAGCGAUUCCAGCGAUAAAAUUAGCGACAUCAAAGGCCCAUCUACUAAAGAUGCUCAGGAUCCAAAAACCAGCCCUGCUCCAAGGCUUCAAGCAGAGGGGCAUGAUUGCAUGAAUAAAAUGAAGACAGCCUAUGCCAACAUAUUAUCAGAUUCCUACUGGACAAGUUUGGGACUUAAUGUCAAGGUGCCUCAUUCAGAGAGUAAAGUAUGCGAGAGUCGCAAUGGAGCUAGCAAAACGGACUUUGAUUGGCAUCAAGAUGCACUAUCCAAAAGUUUACAGCAAAACAUGCCUUCAAAGUCGAUGUCGAAGCCAAACCUUUUCAGCUCAGUCCAGUUGUACCGUCAAAAUGCAAAGAUGUACGGCACCGUCUUUACAGGCGCUAGUAGGUUCCGUUGCCGGCAGUGCAGUGCAGCUUAUGACACCUUGGUGGAGUUAACGGUACAUAUGAACGAAACGGGCCAUUACCAAGAUGACAACCACAAAAAAGACAAGCGUAUAUCAACCAGCUACUCCAAGCCAAGAAAAAGAGCUUUCCGUGAUAUGGACAAGGAAGACGCUCAGAAAGUCUUAAAAUGUAUGUUUUGUGGUGACUCGUUUGACUCUCUCCAAGACUUGAGUGUCCACAUGAUUAAAACGAAACAUUACCAAAAAGUGCCUUUGAAGGAACCCAUACCAUCACUCUCAAAGAUGGUAUCCCCAGCAAGAAAACGUGUGUUUGAAGCCACAAGGCCAUGCUCACCAGAUUCUACCACUGGUUCUUUUGGGGAUCAUGGCUCGUCACAUAAAAAUGGCAAUGUACAGCAAUCCUCCAACAAUCGUUAUGGGUAUCAGAAUGGUGCCAGCUACACCUGGCAGUUUGAAGCCUGUAAAUCUCAAAUUUUAAAGUGCAUGGAAUGUGGAAGUUCACAUGACACCUUGCAACAGCUUACUUCACAUAUGAUGGUUACUGGACAUUUUUUAAAAGUUACAAACUCAGCUUCCAAGAAGGGAAAACAGCUAGUCUUAGAUCCCCUUGCUGUAGAGAAAAUGCAAUCUCUGUCUGAAUCAUCUAAUGAUAGCCCAUCCAAGCCACCAACUAAUUCCCCGUCUGGUAGCUCAACGCCUGAGCCUAAGACAUGUAAAGAAAGUUUAUUGGACAAUUCAGAAGAUGGAAACAAAGAAGAAAAAUCAGAGACAAGUGAGGAACCUGAAGAUGCAGUAGAAAAACCAUUAGACCCUACUCUAAAAUAUCAGUAUCUGAGAGAAGAAGAUCUGGAUGAUGGAUCAAAAGAAGGUGGCGACAUCUUAAAGUCUCUUGAAAACACUGUAACCUCAGCCAUCAACAAGGCUCAAAAUGGAACUCCAAGUUGGAGUGCUUACCCCAGCAUCCAUGCUGCCUAUCAGAUCACAGAUGUCAUAAAGCCAUCGGUUUCCCUUGGUUCUCAAGUAAUGCAAAUGAGAAACACAUUCUCCAACAAAUUUAGGCCCAUUGCACCCAAGUGUAGAUCUGUUUCGCAUGUUCCAAACACGCCACCCGACCCCCAGUCAACCCAGGUAAAGGAAGAAUCAGAAGACAUGGAAGAUCAAAAAGAGACAACGGAAGACUCUGAAGCUACAGCAAUUGACAAAGAUGAAGACUCUCCAACAAUGCAAGUCUCUUGUGAGGCAACUGGGAGAGAAUCAAGCUGCACUGAGGAGGAAAAGCUAAAGCAAAACUGUGAGAAGGAAAAAGCAAGAAUCCAGGAAUCCAUGGAACCUUCACUCAGCAUCAGCGACUGCUCUGCAUUAAGAAGUUCUGCAAAUUGUUCUCCAGAUUUACCUUGUGUGAAUCCACUGAGUGCUCUACAGUCUGUUUUAAACAACCAUCUGGGAAAAGCCACUGAAUCACUAAGGCCUCAAGCCUGUUCAAACUCCAGUUCAAAAACAGUCAGCAUGUUCCCCAAAUUAACUAGGAGCAAAAGUGAAAGACCAACUGCAUGUCUAACGCCUCCACGUCCAGUAGGCAGCUAUUUAUUUGAUGCCAAUGACCAGCCCAUAGAUCUUACCAAAUCAAAAAGCAAGCGAUUACAGUCGGCAAAAGCACAGUCUUGUACAUCUCCACCUCAAAAGCAUGCUUUGUCUGACAUAGCGGACAUGGUCAAAGUUCUACCCAAAGCCACCACCCCAAAGCAUGCUGCCCCUGCAAGAAUAGCUCCAAUAAAGAUAGAGAUGGAUGCCAGGAGCCUUGAGGAUGUUUCAUCUGAGGUCUCCACGUUACAUAAGAGAAAAGGCAGACAGUCCAACUGGAAUCCUCAGCAUCUUCUCAUCCUCCAAGCCCAGUUUGCCUCAAGCCUUUUUCAGACUUCAGAGGGAAAGUAUCUGCUCUCGGACCUCGGCCCUCAGGAACGCAUGCAGAUUUCGAAAUUUACAGGACUUUCUAUGACAACAAUCAGCCACUGGUUGGCCAAUGUCAAGUAUCAACUUCGAAAGACGGGGGGGACUAAGUUUUUAAAAAACAUGGACAAAGGGCACCCCAUGUUUUAUUGUAGUGACUGUGCAUCCCAGUUUAGAACACCGUCCAGCUACAUUAGCCAUUUAGAAACCCACCUUGGUUUCCAAAUGAAAGAUAUGAACAGGUUGGCCACUGAACAGCAAACUAAGGUAGAAAAGGAGAUUUCAAGGGUAGCGGCUCAACGGUCACCUCAGUCCAUAGCCGGCGACGAGGAAACAGACUGUAAGUUCAAAUGCAAGCUCUGCUGUCGGACAUUCGCCAGCAAGCACGCGGUGAAACUGCAUCUGAGUAAGACUCACAGCAAGUCGCCGGAAAACCAUUCGCAGUUUGUGUCCGAAGUGGAUGACGACUAGUUUGUAUAUCAUGCAUUUAAUCUGCCGUCCGCUUCUUUGGCUGUACCAACAGGACGGGGCCACUGGGCUUUCAUAGAAGUAGUCGACUUUACUGAACAUGUAAAGGUGUUUGUAUGAUGUAUAUAUAUUGGGCUACUUUGCAUUAUGCUGGAAAGGAAGCUCCCUACACACAUACAUUUUAUUUAGUUUGGGUUCUGUAAAUGCUGCUAUUAAACUUCCGACUUAAACUUCUCCUUCAACGACCUUGUGGACUUCAACAAUAAAAUAGAGUUCAGCGUCCUCUAUGAAAGCGAUACAAUCAAAGCACCGUGGGCAUGGCACAGUGUUUCCCUUUAGGAUUUGUCUUGCAUUUGUUGGCAGAGAAGUUCCUGCUCUUCUUAUAUAAAUAUUUACUAAAUAAAAGUUGGAUUUUUUGGCUUUA